AACAUCCGGGUCUCUGGUUAAUGAACAGUCACUGCCAUUAGCUUCUAAUCGUCAGUUGUGGGGGAAAAAGAAAAGGCCAGUCGAAAUGCAAACGUCUUUAGCGAACAUUGUUUUAUUCUCGUCCCUGCAGGUUUUGUUGUCUUUGACGUGCUUUCAAGAGGUUGUCGAAGCAGCCAGCGGAAAAGGCUUUGGAGAUAACAUCCACUGGAGGACGCUGGAUGAUGGCAAGAAAGAGGCAGAGGCUAGCGGGCUGCCAAUCAUGCUCAUCAUCCACAAGAGCUGGUGUGGAGCCUGCAAAGCACUGAAGCCCAAAUUUGCUGAGUCCAAGGAAAUCUCUGAGCUUGCACACAACUUUGUCAUGAUCAACCUGGAGGAUGAAGAGGAGCCAAAGGAUGACGCCUUCAGCCCUGAUGGUGGAUACAUUCCUCGGAUUCUUUUCCUUGAUCCCAGCGGUAAAGUCCAUCCUGAAAUCACCAACAAGAAUGGGAAUCCAAACUACAAGUACUUCUACAGCAACGCAGAACAAGUUAUAUCCGGUAUGAAGGAAGCUCAGGAGAAGCUGACGGGUGAUGCCUUUAAGCAGCGUCACACUGGAGACGAGCUGUGAGGAGGCAGCGACGGGCAUCAGGCUGUAAGGGCUACACUUCCUCCACCUGAGCCUGUGCUUCAGAGCGCCCUGUUAUACUCCCAAACCUUCACUAAUUAUACACCAGAUGGUGGGGUCCACCUCACUGAACCAAGCCAACCAUUAAAAUCGGUGCUUGAGUAUUUGUUUCUGUCCCGUACGGUUUUUCCAGCACCGCGAUUCGUUUUCCCGUCGCUGUCUCUGAUUUAAAACAUGUAUAUUUGUAAUCUACUGUUAAUUACAUGCCAUGUACUGUACUUACUGUCUGUAGAGGAUAUAACCAACUCAAGAAUAGCCAAGUUAACUAUUAUUUCCCACUGACAUACACUGUUGUUGGACGGAAACUACUGAAUUAUGCCAAGUCCUAAGUAACUGCCUUGUUUGUCACCAGACAACCAUGAAAAUUUCUUAGUUUUAAGAAGUUUCUCAAACACCUUGUUCACAACUUUAUAAUUAAUUUUAAAUUUAAUUGGGUGUUUUCACCCAACAGCAAUGACCAUACUUCAUACUAGUCGAGAUAAAUAUUUUAACACCUCCUGUGACGUGCUUCCAAAGAUCCUCUACAGUGCAUUAGUUAUAUCUGUGAUACUAUUUACCCUGCACUACAACUCUGUACUUCUGAUUUCUACUAUCCACAGUCUUUAAAAUAAUCUUAAUUAUUCAUUUAAACCUGCCAAUUUAUGUAUACUUACUUAGCUAUAUCUUACAUAAUUGUUUCUUCCUGUUCUGGAUUUGUUUUGCUGCUCGUGAAGUGACACCGCUCUGUUCCUUUUUUCUUUUUUUAAACUUGAAUGAGAGAUGAAAACAUUGGUUAUGUGUCUUGAUGUAUUUUAUACAUGUACACAGCCAAGUGUGCAAAUAAAGUUUGUUGUACUGA
Epinephelus fuscoguttatus (brown-marbled grouper) is the source of this 1502-nucleotide messenger RNA. It is a transcript of the gene txndc12, whose product is annotated as thioredoxin domain containing 12 (endoplasmic reticulum). The record is from RefSeq and is a predicted model, not a curated record. Bases 86 to 607 code for a protein of 173 amino acids. The transcript has 7 exons. NCBI's taxonomy places the organism in Eukaryota, Metazoa, Chordata, Actinopteri, Perciformes, Serranidae. Gene Ontology annotation, cellular component: endoplasmic reticulum.